GUGGAGGGGACUCCUGGGGUGUGGUUCAAGGACAGAGGGACUAUAUGGUCCUGGCUAGACUUGAUGGGGGGCUGAUGGGAGAAACCCUUUACAGUUACCAGUGGGAAUACUAGGGACUGGGAUGUCCCAUGGUAAGCGUUUGCUCCCCUGGCUGGUCGGCUGCGGCUCUUCUUGCUUGGCCCCUGGUUCGCUUCCCGGUUUGGGCCAUCAGCUGGUUGGGGUGUUACCCGCACAAAAUUCUGUGUUACACACUCUAGGGCACCCACCUUUACCCAAUUUCUAGGGCUCAAGGUGUAAGCCUCUUAAUUUAGGCACCCACACCCACUGUUCCCUCUAAGCUGGGCGCGUUUGUGCACGCACACAGAUCCUAAACCCCACGCACACGGUGAAACACCGCGCGCACAGAAAUUUGCACAGAAGCACAACAGUUUGCACAGAAGAAACUUUUUGCGCACACGGCCUGUCAAAAAUUAGAGGGAACAUUGCCCCUACCCAUUCCCAGUUCCUAGGGCUCCAGAUGAAAAGCACCAAAUUUUACCCUUCCGUGGGCUCCAGGCUCUACUCCUCCAUGGGCUCUGGGCUAACGCCCUUUUCCCGCAGACUCAAAGCAAACACCCUUUCCCUGUGGACUCCGGGCUUAAUUUUUUGCAGGUUUACGGGGUCUUUUACCAGUGAAAGAGCCCUGCACAGUAAUAUCCUACGUAACCUCUAUUUAUUAACAAUCACCAAAAAGCAGACUGCACAUGCUACACCUGCAAUGCACACCACUCCCAAUAAGACAGGUGAACUUUUCUUGAUGGCCAGUCAGGAUCAGGUCCAUCUGGGGGACCCUAGUUUCUGCACGGUGUCAUUGGCAGGGUGUUGAGGUCUGCCAGCUCUGAUCUUGGGGCUGUGUCCUGGAGUUGGUUCCCCAAGAACUUUCUGUUGGACCCAAUUUAUAAAGUGAAACUCGAGCCCUGCUUAGCUCGACCUUAACCAAUCAAUAUACUAAAAUGUUACUAACCAAUCCUGACAAAAUUCUCUAACCAAUCCUACCCCACCACCUUAAUUAAUUUACACCUAGCAAAAUUAAUUAUACAACAGACAGAAAUAACCAAAGAACCAGGCAGAGCUCAUCCAGACAAACAAUAGGGAAGUGGGGACCAUAAUGACAAAACAGUAAAGAAAGGAGGAUUUCCUAACCACAACUAUUGAUAAGUGAUUUCUUGCCAGACAGAAUGCUAUCAAGCUAAGUUUUCUUUAACCAUCUUAAGAUCUGUUUCUUUAUCUGGUGAUAGUGGGGGCCAUGAGGACGGGGUGUCCUUCUUAACAGCUGGAUAUUACAUGGUUUUAAUGUAAGUUAGAUGGAAUGUGAAGAUGUGACUUCCUGCUUCCCCGCUGCUCUUUUAAUCUGGCUGCAGACGAAAGCUUUAGGCCUUGCAAUAUGGCUGCAGACAAAGGCCUUAUCCUUCCAGGGGCUUUUCUCCUUAGACAGGACUGGGGUCCUCCCAUGUGGUGGGGCUCCUGCCGUGCAGGUGGAAAGCAGAAAGAAUGAGAGACAAGAUGGAGGGUGGGGGCGGGGGGCAGAAAGCAACAGGACAAGGGGAAGGAAAAACCAUACAGGAUCCUCCGUGGCUUUGUGGUGCUGGAUGCCUUAGGAACCCUAACACGCGGAGGUGAACACCAGGAGCAAGGCAGCCGGGCUCCCUCUGGGGAUGAACAUCCCUUAAUCUGGUUUGCUGCCGGGGUCCUGGAAGCUGAGAUAAGGGGCGACGUCCAGGUUGGGGGAUAUAUGAGCUGGGGGACGAGAAUGAUUCUUUUGGUUUUUUCAGUGUCUCUUUUUAAGCAGCCCCCCAAAAAGGAGUACAAGUGGGGGAGAGUUUCUCCUCAUUAUUUUGGCCACCAAUUAAAUCCAUUUCCGGAAGGCUACAUUCGGCAUUGGUAACUUUGUUCCCACAUUUACUUGUUUGUUAAGUAUGACCUCACCACACUCAGUGGUUUGCAUGAGCAGGGCCCCUGCUGUCUGGACUGAUUCAAUUUUUGUCUGGUUUUUCUUGCACCUGUUCCUAACAUGGUGUGUUUAUUGAAAAACAGCUAGACUUCUAUUUCAUGGUUAAUUCUCUGCCAAGCAAACGGUCCUAGGUUAGUGUGACCUCUGAUAAACUUUCCCACACUUCUCACAAUUAAACUUACAAAUGUGGGACAUUUUUUAGGUCCAGUGAUCACAACAGACCCCAAAGAUACUUAAACUUAAUUCAAGAAGGUCUCCCAAGGAUAUGCAGCAUGUUGUCCCAAAUUCCACCCUCCUCCUGGAGUGAGGAAGAGAAACCAGGAGUCCUGGCCCCUCAAUACCCCCUGCUCUAACCCACUAGCCCCCACUCCCCUCCCAGAGCUGGGGAUAGAACCCAGGAGUCCUAGCGCUCAGCACCCCCAUUCUAACCCACUAGCCCCCACCUAAUUCAGGGUGGUUCAGAGCAGUGUGCUGGCCCUCUUGGUCUGGCCCCCUUGAUCCUGCCCUGUGCCCCCCUGGGGAUGACACGUCUCAUUUCCAUGCAAGCGGCAGAUCCAUGGCAGGCUGCCUGGUCUGUUUGGCACUCAUCCUCUGUCCUGCCCGCAAAGGAGUUUGCUAACCCCUGUCAAUACAGCAGGCAGUGGGGUGGGGGAACCCUGCAGCUGGAACCCUGAUCCCUCGCGUAUAAAAUGUCCUGUCUCUUCCCCACAAAGGGGCUUCCCUUCUGGCUCCACCAAAAUCCUGCUGUGGGUUGAACUGGUCAUGGGAUUUCCCCUUCACCUCCUGUUACCCCUCUGUGCCACCCCAGAGUCAUCUGCAUCUCAGGAGCGGCAAGCAAGCCCCAGGCACCGGUCCUGUGACCCUGCUACCGUACCCCAGAGGUGCUGAACUGGGUCUCUGAGCCCAUGGACCCUGCCCCAGGAUCCCUCCAGCCACCUUGAACCUGGGCCCUAUGCGUGCACAGCCCAGUGAGCUUGCUGCUGCCAGGGUGAAUAAACUCGGGUGGCUGCUCCCUGGCUGGUGCUCUCAGCGCCGGAGAUGAGAACCGUUUGGCUCCCGCAUCGGCAGAUCCCCCGCUCCUCGCGCUGCGCUGGGAGCCACAGAGCCAUGCCUGCAGCAGCGAGCCGGUCAGCUGCCGCGAUGCUGGGACUCCUCCCCGCGUUCCCCUGCCUGCUCCUCCUCUCCCUGCCAGGCCCCAAUGACGACGGCACCAUGGUGCUCACCACCAGCAGCCCCAUCCGGGGCAAGUGCCUCCCGGCCGGCUCCAGCACAGUGACGGCCUUCCUGGGCAUCCCCUAUGCUGAGCCCGCCAUGGGGGCCUUGCACUUCCAGACACUGUUUCCCCACCAGCCCUGGAGCCACAUCCUGGAGGCCACCGGCUUCAGCAACACCUGCUCCCAGCCUCUGCUUACUGGUUACCCUGAUGCCUAUACGUGGACGCCCAAAAUGCUGCAGUCUGAGGACUGCCUCUUCCUCAACAUCUGGGUGCCCAAUCCCCGGCCCCCUGCGCCGGCCCCCGUCCUCGUCUGGAUCCACAGCAGGGGGUUCUUCAUAGGUGCAGCCUCCGUGGAGCUCCAAGACUGCUGCUUCUUCGCUGCCACCGAGAACGUGAUCGUGGCCUCCAUGAACUACCCGGCUGGGGCACUGGGCUUCCUGUCCCUGCCCUUAGCUGCCCCGGGGAAUGCCGGCCUGUGGGACCAGUGCCUGGUGCUGUGCUGGCUGUGGGACAAUGGGGCCACCUUCGGUGGGAACUCGGCCUGUUUGAUACUCUUCGGCCAGAGCGCCGGGGCCUCCUCGGUCAGCUUCCAUCUCCUCUCGCCGGGGAGCCGGCCCCUCUUUGCCCAUGCCGGGCUGCCGAGUGGUGCCCAUGCCUUUCCCUGGGCCUGGAUUAGCCCAGAAGCGGCCAAGAAGAUAGGCCAGGCGCUGGGCCGUGAACUAGCCUGCCCCGAUUUCGAUGACACCGCCCUGGGGGGCUGCCUGCAGGGGAAGGAGCUGGGAGACUUUGGGAAACGCAUUAUGUCCAUGCCUGGGUCUGUGCCGACCGUCGACGGGGAUUUCCUUCCCGAUGAGCCACCGAGACUCUUGGAGGCUGGGCACAGCCAGCCUACACCCCUCCUGGCCGGCGUCACGGCUAACGAAGGCUCCUACAUAAUCAUUGGUGCCCGUAACUUCACCAGGGUGAACGCCAGCCACAUGAGCUGGGCGGAGCUGCUGGAGGUGCUGAGGGUGACAAUGCUGGGGCUGCCGUGGGAGGCCGUCCAGGCGGUGGCACAGGGGUACGGCCAGGAGAGGCAGGGCCCAGCAUGGUACCACCGCGCCAUGGCUCACGUUGUCAGUGACUAUCAUGUGGUGUGCCCCAUAGCCAAGCCGGCUGGGCAGAUGGCGGAGGCCGGCGGUCCCAUGUACGUCUACGGCUUCACCCGCCACCCCAGAGGCUUGUCUUCCCCCAAAUGGAUGGGGGUGCCACAUGGCUCUGAGGUGCCCUACCUGUUCGGGAUGCUGGCGUCCAUGGAGGGAGCCAACCACACGCACACGGAGGCUGAGGUGGCGCUGAGCCGCAGGAUGAUGCGCUACUGGGCAGAGCGGCAAAGAGUCCUGUGGCACCUUAUAGACUAACAGACGUAAUGGAGCAUGAGCGUUCGUGGGUGAAUACCCACUUCGUUGGUUGCAUACUGGGUAGAGUUUGCCAGGAGCGGGUAAGGGAACCCCUAAGAAGUUGCAACCCUGAGUGCCAGCCAGCUUGGAUCUCCUUGCACUUUCAGGUUCUCUCAUAGAUUCAUAGAUAUGAAGGUCAGAAGGGACCAUUAUGAACAUCUAGUCUGACCUGCACAACGCAGGCCACAGAAUCUCACCCGCCCACUCCUGCGAUAAACCUCUCACCUAUGUCUGAGCUAUUGAAGUCCUCAGAUCAUGGUUUAAAGACUUCAAGAAGCAGAGAAUCCUCCAGCAAACCCAUGUUCAAAUUUGGUGUCCCCAGGGCAGGUGGAAUCCAGUCCUACCAGCAAUAGAGUCAGUUAUUACUAGAUCAUGACACCCCUGUUUAGGCUAUUGCUUUUUCCCCAACCCCCUACAGCUAGCACUUGAAAUAAAACAACAAAGCUCCCCUCUGAAAUCGGACAUUGCCUUGGUCCUAACUAGCCAGGUUAGGGUGAGCCAUGCUCCCCACUCUCUAACAUCCACUGGUUCUCAGCCUUUCCACCCUAUUCAUGUCCCUGCGCUCACACAGCCAGUGCAAGACAGAUUGUGAGCAUGGAAGCUGGGGAAAUCCCCAGUUGUGCAGCUGGGAGGUACUGCAUGAUGCUUGGGAUGUCUAUGCAAAUUACACCCGCCAGCUGGUCCUGAGCCCCUCCCACUUCCCCAUCGGCGCCAGAGAACUGUAUUUCAGAUCAGCCUGGCAGCUGGCAUGAGAGUGCCAUUUCCCCACUUCACCACCAGAGGACAGCCUGCGACUUCAGCCCCGUGAAGAAACAUGUGGAGAGGUGGCCAUUUUGGAAGAGGGCAAAACUGGAUUGUUUGGCUCUUGAUCCUUCCUAGUUCGUGGGAAGCUCAGUGAGACCUGGCUGGAGACUGUGGGUAGUUGGGUAUGUCCCUGUCCCUCUCUGCUGCCGCCUGCUGGAGUGAAGGACCCCUGGUCGGGGCAUCCUCCUGUCUGCCUCCUUGUCGCUGGAAUUCAUUCCCUUUUCCCCCAUGCUGAUCAAUUGAUGCAUUUUCCCCCAGGAACCCCAUAGGGACAGGAGGCAGCAGGGAGCAGUGGCCUCUUUACAAUGCCAUGGAGAAGAAUUUUUUCUAUAUCGGAAUGGAGCCACCCCAGGUAGAGGGGAUGUCGCUUGUCCGUCUCUGUGGCUUCUUGACACCACUGGUCCCAGAUUAUCAGCAGCUCAAGGGUGCAUGUCACAAUUUGGGGCACAAUCCGGAGCAGUGAGGGGCUGUUCACCCUGUAACCCUGAGCGCCUGAGCCAGCCAGUCUCCCCAGCCUGGGGAUGGAUUGGCGCCGGUGCCCCCCAGAGGGAAAAGGAUCCUAUAAUAUGCUCCCAUAAGCCAGUUCCCACUCUCCAUAGAUAUGGGGGAUAUUCUGGCCUCCAGGCAAAACCUGGGGGGAGCCCUCCCAUCCCAGGGCCUCUAGAAUUCACAUGCCAUGGGCUGCCGCCUGACUCUAGGCCUGACUUUUUAGUGAUGGGACAGUAACCCCCCAUGCCUCUCUCUUAGCCCAGCCCAAAGGACCCUCUGAACCAGCAGGGGAGAGGGAACCUCCGGAGGACUGAGCACCAUGGAGAAACACAGGAUCUGCAGCAGGACAAGCCCAGACCCCCUCCUCCAUCUCAGCUAUGGGAGUUAGGCCCAGAUUCUCUUGGGCAUUUAGGUGCCGAGUGGGAGUUCGCUGCCUAAAUAGCUUUGAGGAUCUUGGCCUAACUCUCGCAGCUGGGUGUCCGUAACAUUUUUGUUGAAGUAAUUAUGGGCAGCCACUAGAUGGAGACAAGAUCCGGCCCACUCAUCCCUCUUCCUAGCUUCUCUACAGUGACACCUUUGUGUGCAGUAUAUAAACAGGCCACCAGAUGUCACUGUGGAGGGGGAGCGGUCCCCUGGUCAACAGUGGGGCUAAAGGAGGGUUGCGACUGCAUUUUCAAAUCCCCGCUUGCCAGGGCAUCGAGGUAAUAGCCAAAGUUAGCUGGCUCAAAGCCUUCCUUUGUCAGUGUAAUAAAUUUGACUACAACAGUGGUAACUCAUUGCUGCUUUACGAGCGCAUUAACGGCAUUAGCUCACAACACUCAGCUAAUUUUCUUUUUCGCAAGUGAAGCUCAUUACAGAUUUUAUUCAAAACAAAUCCAAGCAUAACUUAAGGGGUCAGCCCAAUGGUCCAGCUAGCCCAGUAUCCUCUCUUCGGACAGUGGCUGGCGCCAGAUGUGUCCGAAGGAAUGACAGAACAGGGCAAUUAUUGAGUGAUCCAUCCCCUGUUGGCCAAUCCCACCAUCUGGCAGUCAGAGGUUUAGGGGCACCUUGGGAGACAGGCCAGUCCUUGCCUACAGACAACCCCGCAACCUGAAGCAAAUACUCACCAACAACCACAUACCACACAACAGAACCACUAACCCAGGAACUUAUCCUUGCAACAAAGCCCGUUGCCAAUUGUGCCCACAUAUCUAUUCAGGGGACACCAUCACAGGGCCUAAUAACAUCAGCCACACUAUCAGAGGCUCAUUCACCUGCACAUCCACCAAUGUGAUAUAUGCCAUCAUGUGCCAGCAAUGCCCCUCUGCCAUGUACAUUGGUCAAACUGGACAGUCUCUACGUAAAAGAAUAAAUGGACACAAAUCAGAUGUCAAGAAUUCUAACAUUCAUAAACCAGUCGGAGAACACUUCAAUCUCUCUGGUCACGCAAUCACAGACAUGAAGGUCGCUAUCUUAAAACAAAAAAAACUUCAAAUCCAGACUCCAGCGAGAAACUGCUGAAUUGGAAUUCAUUUGCAAAUUGGAUACUAUUAAUUUAGGCUUAAAUAGAGACUGGGAGUGGCUAAGUCAUUAUGCAAGGUAGCCUGUUUCCUCUUGUUUUUUCCUACCCCCCCCCCCCCCCCCCCCCAGAUAUUCUGGUUUAACUUGGAUUUAAACUUGGAGAGUGGUCAGUUUAGAUGAGCUAUUACCAGCAGGAGAGUGAGUUUGUGUGUGUAUGGGGGUGGGGGGGAAGUGAGAAAACCUGGAUCUAUGCAGGAAAUAGC
Messenger RNA from Caretta caretta (loggerhead turtle), 7701 nucleotides. NCBI's taxonomy places the organism in Eukaryota, Metazoa, Chordata, Testudines, Cheloniidae. The record is from RefSeq and is a predicted model, not a curated record.